Messenger RNA from Eurytemora carolleeae, 2362 nucleotides. It is a transcript of the gene coro, whose product is annotated as coronin-6. The transcript is spliced from 19 exons. Lineage: Eukaryota; Metazoa; Arthropoda; Copepoda; Calanoida; Temoridae. The record is from RefSeq and is a predicted model, not a curated record. Bases 70 to 1629 code for a protein of 519 amino acids. Gene Ontology annotation, molecular function: actin filament binding. Gene Ontology annotation, biological process: actin filament organization.
AUGCCUCCUUUUUUCAGAUUAAGAAAGUACAGUCGUUGAGAUCACUGUAAAUUGCCAUUUUGCCGAAACAUGUCUUUUCGAGUUGUUCGACAGUCGAAAUUUCGACACGUUUUCGGCUCGAAUUUGAAACGUGAACAGUGCUAUGAUAACAUCAGGGUUUCCAAAGCGUCCUGGGACUCGACGUUCUGCAGCGUAAACCCAAAGUUUCUGGCAAUUAUCGUCGAGUCAGGAGGAGGCGGAGCUUUCCUGGUUCUUCCACAUUCAAAGAGCGGAAGAAUUGCCCCUGAUCACCCCCUCGUGGCCGGUCACAAGGGUCCUGUCCUGGAUGUUGCCUUCUGUCCUCACAACGAUAAUGUUAUUGCGUCAGGGAGUGAAGACUGCUGCGUCAAAGUUUGGCAGAUUCCAGAUGGAGGACUCACAAGGACAAUGACCGAGUGUGUAGUUGAGCUGGUAAACCAUCAGAGACGAGUUGGUCUGGUGAUCUGGCAUCCUUCAGCUCAAAAUAUACUCCUCUCAGCAGGUUCUGAUAACAAGGUGUGUAUCUGGAAUGUAGGAACUGGGGAGUGUCUUCUAAACUUCAUGCUACCAGAGCUUGUACUGAGUGGGUGCUGGAACUGGGACGGAUCUGAAGUUCUAUUUACUUGCAAGGAUAAAACUAUCAGAAGAGUAGAUCCAAGGACUGGCGAAGUAGAGGAGGAGGCUAUUGCCCAUGAAGGCAGCAAGGGAGCUCGAGCUAUUUAUCUGAAAAACGGCCUUGUCUUUACAACAGGAUUUACAAAACACAGUGAGCGUCAGUACAGUUUACGGGCACCAGGACACCUGGACGAUCCUAUAGUAAUGGUUGAACUGGAUACAUCUAACGGAGUAAUGUUCCCUAUCUAUGAUCCUGAUACUAACCUUGUAUACCUCUGCGGAAAGGGAGACAGUGUGAUACGGUACUUUGAAAUUACUCCAGAGCCUCCCUUUGUUCAUUAUAUUAAUACCUUUCAGACCCCAGAUCCACAGAGAGGAGUAGGAUUUAUGCCAAAACGAGGCUGUGAUGUUUCUGUUUGUGAGAUCAGUAGAUUCUAUAGGUUGAACAACAAUGGUUUCUGUCAAGUUAUUCCGUUCAAAGUUCCCAGAAAAUCAGAACUUUUCCAAGAAGAUCUAUAUCCAGAUACACAGGCUGAGUUACCCGCCCUAACAGCUGAUGAGUGGUGGGUGCAAAGAAAGAAUGCGGAUCCAGUAUUAACUCCAAUGAGUGAAGCAGGGAUCCAAUCCUCCCAGGCUGAAGAACUAGUUGUAAAUAAGAAGCCGAAUAUCUUGAAUAGACCAGUUGCAGGCGGCGGAUCCUCUGGAGCUCCGGCCGCAGCCUCCGCCGCUGUGGCGGAGGUUGACCUCAAGAAGAUUACGAUGACUGUAAUGGAAGAGUGUAGCCGACAAAUAGCUGAAGCUACCGGCAAACAAAAGGAAAAGAUUGAUGAACUGAACUCUGAAAUAAGAAAACUAAAGGCUAUGAUUGUGAAACACGAGACAAGGAUACGAUCCUUGGAGAACAAAGCCAAGGAACAAGAGAAGCAGUUAGUUUCACAGGGUAUUCUACUGAACAACAACGGGCAUGGGGAUGAUCUGGACCCGGAUGAGGUCUAAGGAGUGCUAGAACUACCCAACUGCCUGCAAGUGCCUUCUUCCAUUACAAAUAUGUCCGUUUACAACUUUUAACUCAGUGUAGGGGUGUUUAUUGUAGGCUGUAUAUUUUUCAAAUUGUUUUUAAAGAUUGGAGUGGGGGAAGGGGGCAUCCCUUUUUCCUCACAAAAUCGGCAACAGAUUAACGCUAACAACAUAAAUGUAAUUAAUAUGUUUCUAAAUUGUUUAUUUCUGAAAGCAACUCUUGCUUUUAUCACUUUUUUUUGUUUUCUAAAAUGAUAUUUUACCCUUCUUAUAUUUCCCUACAGCGCUCUAACGUUCACAAAUCCAAAAAAAUGGUCUGAAUGUCAAUUUCGACUGAAAUACCUUUUGCAAGACAACGGACUAAGGUUACGUUACGUUACGUUACGUUACGUUACGUUACGUUACGUUACGUUACGUUACGUUACGUUACGUUACCAUUUGUGAAUUUAUCCUCCCUUCUUCAGUUCCCAAGUGCCAUUAAUAUAUUUAGUUUUCCACAGCUUCAUCUUUGGUAAACUGGUUUCAAGCAAUUUGAAAUAUGGAAUUUGAAUUUUCUUUUUUGAUUCGAUUUAAUGGGAAGAGGGUAAAAUAUCUCUAAGUAUCGGUUGUGAACAAUAAGAUGGCCUUCAUUAUCUAAAUCACAUAUACAACUAAUUAGUUUACUAAGAUAAAACCGUCCAUAACAUUUGUUUUACUGCCAACCUCGAUAAAA